Messenger RNA from Arachis duranensis, 911 nucleotides. RefSeq names its product nudix hydrolase 10. NCBI's taxonomy places the organism in Eukaryota, Viridiplantae, Streptophyta, Magnoliopsida, Fabales, Fabaceae. The record is from RefSeq and is a predicted model, not a curated record. The transcript is spliced from 6 exons. The coding region runs from base 54 to 623 and encodes 189 amino acids. Gene Ontology annotation, molecular function: NAD binding; NADH pyrophosphatase activity; ADP-ribose diphosphatase activity.
UUUGUUGGUGGCAGGAGGGGUUCUGGUACCACCAUGCUGAGCCAAGCUAUCUAAUGCUAGUUUAUUGGAUUCCCCAAACAGGCUGCACAAUCCCUAUAAAUGCUUCCCACCGUGUUGCCGUUGCUGCUAUAGUCUUAAAUCAAAACAAAGAGGUUCUUGUAGUACAGGAAAAAAGAGGUAGAUUCCAUGGAAUUGGAUACUGGAAGUUACCUACUGGAGUUGUCGACGCGGGUGAGGAGGUUUUUGCAGCAGCUAUUAGAGAAGUAAAAGAAGAGACAGGAGUUGAUACAGAAUUUGUAGAAAUACUAGCAUUCAGGGAAGUGCAGAAUUCAUUCUUUGGGAAAUCAGAUUUGUCAUUUCUUUGCAUGUUGCGCCCUCUUUCUGUUGAGAUCAAAAAGCAAGAAUUGGAAAUUGAAGCAGCUCAGUGGAUGCCGUUCGAGGAAUUCGCAGUUCAACCACUUACUCAGAAGCAUGAACCCUUCAAGUACGUAGUUGAAUUAUGUUUGGCAAAUGUUGAAGAAAAGUUCUAUACUGGAUUCUCCCCAAGGCCAGUCUCAUCAUAUUUUGAGGAUCAAUUGAACUAUUUAUAUAUGAAUAGCAAUGAAUUGGACAAGUCUUCUUAAGCCUCUCUUGCUCAUUUCUUACAUGUUAAAUAGAUUUCUUGCAGAAAUUAUGGUUAUCUAGUUAGUAUUGAUGAAAUAAAAAAACAUAACAAAAAAUUUUUGUAUCUGUUAUAUUAUGUUAAAUAAAUUUCUUGCAGAACUUAUAUGCUUUUGAAUCUUCGUUAACAAGAUUUUGAGCAGAAAUUUUGUUAUCUAGGAUUGAUGUAAUAAUUUUAUUUUGAGUAAUCAUUAAUUUUAUAGUGUGCUCUUUCUAUAGAUUUUUUGAAUUGUGAGCAAUAUUGUGAGAAA